UUUGAACAGGCCAUCAAGGCAACUAUACAGGCCAUUCAGUUGUCUGGGUUGAACAUUUCUACACAGCAGGAUGGAACGACUGUGUUCUGCCACCUUCCCAAAAUCACUAGAGAGCACAGAGAAUCUCUAGCUAAAAAUGCAAAGACCUUAUUUAACAAGGCAAAAGAGGAUCUACUCAACAUAGAGCGAAAGUACGUCAAAGAAAUCCAGAAAAAUAAGCAGAACGUCUCAGAAGAUCUCUCAUACAAUGCCACAUUACAGGUGAAAAUGGAAGUAGAAAAUACAAUCAACAAAGCUGAUGCCAUGACAAAAGCCAAACAGCAGGACUUGUUGGGAGGAAAAUAGUUCCUUAGGUAUGGUGUGAAUGUACUGGA
This is a messenger RNA of Dermacentor silvarum, 374 nucleotides long. Its product is annotated as ribosome-recycling factor, mitochondrial-like. The transcript has 3 exons. Gene Ontology annotation, cellular component: mitochondrion. NCBI's taxonomy places the organism in Eukaryota, Metazoa, Arthropoda, Arachnida, Ixodida, Ixodidae. The record is from RefSeq and is a predicted model, not a curated record. Gene Ontology annotation, biological process: translation. The annotation marks the transcript as partial. Gene Ontology annotation, molecular function: ribosomal large subunit binding.